This is a messenger RNA of Seminavis robusta, 1857 nucleotides long. The record is from the annotation of a GenBank genome assembly. Lineage: Eukaryota; Bacillariophyta; Bacillariophyceae; Naviculales; Naviculaceae.
ACUUUUGCCAGGGAAAGUAUCGGUGAUGUACCUGCGGUACGUAAAUCUGAUGUGGUGGUUGCUGAAACGCUGAAACACUGGCCAUCGAUCGAGUACUAGUAGAUCCGAAAAGCACAAGGUAGCCAAGCAGCUUCGCUUCUCACAAGAUAAAGAACAAAAAUUGGAACACACACAAAACCAACUUGCUCCUUUCAUAAAAACAAUUCUUCUUCUACACUAUCCACUCACUACCACCAUGACCUCCACCAUGAAGCUCCUACAGACCACCCUCCUCAGACGGCACCGUUCCAACCCCAUGCCCGCCGCCGACUCCAAGGCAUCUCCUUCCAAUGAUUCCAUGAUUGUGGAUUUGGCCCGCAAUGAUGCGCUUCCUGCCCUCCGAGUCCUCCGCGAAACUCCCAAACUUCAUCAGAGUGUCAAGACCGCCGUGAUCCAUGCCGAAUCCUGUGUAUGGUACGGCUCUGUCAAGAUGGACUUGUUUGCUCUUGUCGAAGUCUUUUCUCUCUUGGGAGAACUUCCUCGCCUCCAAAGCAUCACUGUCGAUUUGUCCGACCUCAAGGUCCCCAUGGCCGCAUUGACGGCGUUGCUCCGAGGUGCCAAGGCCCUACGAGAAUUGCACUUGAUCAACAUUCACCUGGUCGGCGACACCAAAGCACUCGACGAAGUGCUCAAGACACACAAUCGCCUGCAACACGUCCGCUUUCUCCGCUGCACUGGCGUCGCCAUUCAAUCCUUCAUGGCACACUUGCCCUCCCUCAAACGCCUCGAACUCCGCUACAGUGCCUUGGGUGAGCGCUGCACUACUACGGAUGUCAACCCAUGGAAAAUUUUGGGCGCUUCCACCACACUGCAGUCACUGACCAUUCAAGAAUUGGCCGAUCUCACGACGGACAAUGCCCUCUCCUUUUGCAUGGCUCUCUCCGAACAACAAUUGCGCGGCACCUGCCAAUUGCAGGAAUUGCACAUGACCAGUGCCAGUACCACCGUAGAUGGACAACAAAUCGGACAAGCCAUGGCCGACAUUUUCAUCCUCCAUUCCAACAACUGCACCAUCAAGACGCUGACACUCAAAUUCGGUCGCACAUGGAAGACGGCCGGUCACACGGUCGCAUCCAUUCUCCAACGCAACCCGGGGCUGUCCAGUUUGUGCGUCGAACUCACGGGCGGAAAUACUGCCACGUCCACUCAUGCGGCACCCAUCUUGCACGCGCUGACAAAGAAUAACACGUUGAAGCGGCUCAAAAUUUGUUUGGAUCGCGACAUGCAUCUCGAUGAACCGCUCGAAGAUGCCUUUCAAUCGGCCAUCGAACAGGUCCUCCUCCAACACAAUCACGUAUUGCAAAGUCUCGUCAUUUUGGAUGAAAAUCGCGACAGGUAUCUACUCACCAAAGACGCCAAACUCAAGUUGGAGUUGAAUGCCACCAAAUUGCCCGCUCUGUUGCACAGUCACAAUGGAACGCAACGAGACUACCUCAAUGCCAUGAUUGAUGCCAAUAGUGGCAAUUCGUUGGAUGCCGUCUUUUACGCACUGUCCAAUCAACCCAAUCUGCUGCGGGACAUGGAGUCUUUGGAAGUUUCAGCCGCACAUCCAACAACAAUGAAGAAACAGCAAAAGAGUCUCAUUGACAGUGACAGCGAGAGUGACGAUGAAUCCACACGGUACUGGGGCAUUCCCAUUGUCAAGCGAAAGUCCAAGAGAAAGACUAUCAAGGACUUUUUCAAAGUCUAAGCAAGCAAGCAAUACAACAUACAACCGCAACGCAAAGCAGCCAUCAUGCAAAACAUACAUACAUGUACUACGUAUACUGCUAGAGAGUAAAACCCGCAAAUUAGAUCACACCAGUUUUUGUCAUCUUU